AACAACUUGACCAACCAGAAAACCAACCAUGUGUGACGACGAGGAGACUACCGCCCUUGUGUGCGACAAUGGCUCUGGCUUGGUCAAGGCUGGAUUUGCCGGAGAUGACGCUCCCCGUGCUGUCUUCCCCUCCAUUGUUGGCAGACCCCGUCACCAGGGUGUGAUGGUGGGUAUGGGUCAGAAGGACAGCUACGUAGGUGAUGAGGCUCAGAGCAAGAGAGGUAUCUUGACCCUGAAGUACCCCAUUGAGCACGGCAUCAUCACUAACUGGGACGACAUGGAGAAGAUCUGGCACCACACCUUCUACAAUGAGCUGCGUGUGGCCCCUGAGGAGCACCCAACCCUGCUCACUGAAGCCCCCCUCAACCCCAAGGCCAACAGGGAGAAGAUGACUCAGAUCAUGUUUGAGACCUUCAACGUCCCUGCCAUGUAUGUGGCUAUCCAGGCUGUGCUGUCCCUCUACGCUUCCGGCCGUACCACCGGUAUUGUGCUGGAUGCUGGUGAUGGUGUGACCCACAACGUCCCCGUCUAUGAGGGUUACGCUCUGCCCCACGCCAUCAUGCGUCUGGAUCUGGCCGGUCGUGAUCUGACUGACUACCUGAUGAAGAUCCUGACUGAGAGAGGCUACUCUUUCGUGACAACAGCUGAGCGUGAGAUUGUGCGCGACAUCAAGGAGAAGCUUUGCUAUGUGGCUCUGGACUUCGAGAACGAGAUGGCCACCGCCGCCUCCUCCUCCUCCCUGGAGAAGAGCUACGAGUUGCCCGACGGUCAGGUCAUCACCAUCGGCAAUGAGCGUUUCCGCUGCCCCGAGACCCUGUUCCAGCCUUCCUUCAUUGGUAUGGAGUCUGCUGGCAUCCAUGAGACCGCCUACAACAGCAUCAUGAAGUGCGACAUUGACAUCCGUAAGGAUCUGUACGCCAACAACGUCCUCUCCGGCGGUACCACCAUGUACCCUGGUAUUGCUGACCGUAUGCAGAAGGAGAUCACCGCUCUGGCCCCCAGCACCAUGAAGAUCAAGAUCAUUGCUCCCCCUGAGCGUAAGUACUCCGUCUGGAUCGGUGGCUCCAUCCUGGCUUCUCUGUCCACCUUCCAGCAGAUGUGGAUCACCAAGCAGGAGUACGACGAGGCAGGUCCAUCCAUCGUCCACAGGAAGUGCUUCUAAACCAACAGCAAUCUCUCAGUCUCUCAGCCGUACAUUUGUACUGUCUCUUUUACUGUAUAUACAUGUCAUGUUGUAAUAAAAACAGAUAAGUGAUAAGA
Messenger RNA from Danio rerio (zebrafish), 1260 nucleotides. RefSeq names its product actin alpha cardiac muscle 1b (gene actc1b). Lineage: Eukaryota; Metazoa; Chordata; Actinopteri; Cypriniformes; Danionidae. The record is from RefSeq and is marked provisional. Gene Ontology annotation, biological process: cytoskeleton organization. Gene Ontology annotation, cellular component: cytoskeleton.